Messenger RNA from Cydia splendana, 1776 nucleotides. RefSeq lists its product as uncharacterized. The coding region runs from base 62 to 748 and encodes 228 amino acids. NCBI's taxonomy places the organism in Eukaryota, Metazoa, Arthropoda, Insecta, Lepidoptera, Tortricidae. The record is from RefSeq and is a predicted model, not a curated record. Gene Ontology annotation, cellular component: membrane; septate junction. The transcript has 3 exons. Gene Ontology annotation, biological process: septate junction assembly; regulation of tube size, open tracheal system.
UAUUAAAUGCAUUUUACGACAUUCGAUACUCAUUGAUUGUAUUUGUGUUAUUACAAAAUUUAUGAUGGUUUCCAAGUCAAAAACUGGCUUGUUUGCGCUAGGUUUUUACGCUUUAGCGUCCUUCUUUAUUAUAUUGGCCUUUGUAAGUCCAUACUGGUUGGUCACUGACGGCAAACUUAAAAACCCUAAGUUUAUUCAAAUUGGUUUGUGGUUGGUAUGCUUCAAUGGGUUUCAAGAGCCGCACCACUGGUAUGACACAGUGUUCACUGGCUGCUGGUGGGUGUUCGAAGAAGAGUACUAUAUCAUCCAUGACAUACUUCUCCCAGGAUUCUUCAUUGCUACUCAGUUCUUCUUCACUGUAUCACUGUGUGCUGUGCUCGUGUCUCUGUUCCUGGCAUAUCUCUAUUUGCAGAAAGACAAUGAUGAUGAAAACUAUUUGACUCUUUUGGUGACACUGGGAACAAUACUUGUUAUUGGAGGAUUUUCUGGAAUUGUAUCUGUGGUGACAUUUGGAGCGAGGGGUGAUGGCCGUGACUGGAUGCCGAACUGGGAACACAAUGACCUCGGCUGGGCAUAUGCCAUGGGCGUCAUUGGAGUUGUCAUGCUGUUUCCAGCAGGCAUUCUGUUCUUGGUUGAAGCUAGGGUGCAAAAGUAUAAGAAACUACAUGAAAUGCAAAGCCGUGAGCCAUCCUCAUACACAAUGCAUGAAAGGAAGUUUGCUUAUGCUGGAGGACACACAGAUAUUUAAUUGGCUGUAAGAUUUUUUAAUUAUAGCCAUGAAUUUCAUUUAUAUAGUUUUAGAUGGUCAUUAUACAUGAUGAGCUGAUAACAGUCAUAAACUAUAUAGUAAUUAGUUAAUAACAAUAAUAGACUAAUGUAUUUUAUCUUAUAUUUGACUCCGUCCAUGUUUUACAAGAAUCUCAUGUACAAAAAUUAUACUUACAUAUUUAAGACUGUAAAAGUCACCCAAUAAGUUGGCCCAAGUGACUUAAAUAAAUGUCAAAUAUCAUGACUACCUUGAAAAAACUCUUUAUCUUAUUCUGUCAAUGUGGUCAUCAAUGCAAAUGAAAAAUGUGGUAAGUAUGGGUUGCAGACGUUACUGCACUUCGACUUUGAGUAACAGGGGAUACAAGAAUUUUUCAAAGUAUUAUAAAAUGAAAGUUCUCUUGCUUUUGUUGUAAGGAUUGAAAAACACAAUAAAAUAAUUCUUCAGAAAGGAAAGAGAUUUAUGUAAAAAAAGUUAAUAAAAACAGCAAUAAUCAUACAUACAUGUAGUGCUGGUGGGGACUUAUAUCUUAUUGGAGAAAUGGGCUCAGUUUUACAAGACUGUUUUAGACUUAUUAUGGGGCAUGCCCUUAUUCAAUAUUUUUGAAAAACAAACACAAUUUCUAUGCAACUAAAUAACAGUGAAGAUAUUGCUACUAAACUACAAUACAUAAUGAGUGUUAUAACUAAAGUACAGUCUGCAGGUAACUUCCUAAUUAAGAGUCCAAUAAAACUGAGUCGAGUCCUAAGGUUGAAGACUCCAAUGAGCUUAUUCUUUAUCAAUACUAUAUUGUGUGUGUGUAGGGUAACUAACCUUGCGUAGGUUUGUGAACUUUCAUUAAAAUAAGUUUGUGUUGUGUGGUCAUGCUGUAAUGGCAGUUAUUUAAAGGUAAAGAAAUAAAAUCUAUUUCCAUAAUUAUUAGUGCCUUAGCAUAGAUGUAUGCAGGACUGUUAAAUGCAUUUUAUUUACUUGUAGUUUUAGUAAAUAAUAAAUCAUUUUUACAUAAUUAA